AUGACUUCUUUCUGCUUCUCGCCUGCUUCGGCUGCCGCCCGCCCGUCUGAGACCGGUCCGCAGUCCAGGGUUCAAGUCCCUGCCCCCGUUAACGCCAGCACCCUCGUGGCCUCGCUCGGUUCCUUUCUCCGCCGCGUCCCUCGCCUUCUCGCAGCCGCCGUCACAAGCGCUGUCCGCCCGAUCCUCCGGUACAUCGGUACCCCGACACCCCCCGCGAUGCUUGCCCGUAGCUCGUCUUCUCGUCAACCCCAGACUGGAGCUACCCGGCCCUCGAUCACGGUGUCGUCCUCUCUUGGUAAGUCCUCUUCUGGGGGCUUUUGUUCUCUGUUUACGGAGCCUGUUGUGCACGUAACCACUCCUCCUCCCCGUGGGCCUCCGCAUGGAUGGACCCUGAGUAUGUCCCAUUACUUAGGGCCGGAAUCCCGGAUCAGUCCUUCUUCGUUCGGUUCUCCUUUUGUCAGGUCUCCUUCGCCAUCCGUUGGUUCUGCGUUUACGGCUCCUGUUGGACCUGUUUGCACUCCUCCCGGUCGGUCCCCGCAUGGCUUCACCCUGAGUAUGUCCCAUUACUUAGGUCCUGAGUCCCGGGUUGGUCCUCUGCCUUUGGAAGGUUCCUCGCCUUCGGUUGGAACUGUGGUUACGGAGCCUGUUGGUCCUGUUUGCACUCCUCCCCGUUUGUCUCCGCGUGCCUUCACUCUCAGUAUGUCCCAUUACUUUGAGUCGGUUCCCCGAGCCAGUCCUUCGUCUUCGGUUCGCUCUGCUUCAUCUGGUUCUCCAGGAUCUGGUUCGGUUUCCGUUUCCAACCUGGAGGACCCGUUUGUGGACGACGCCGCUGACCCUGCUCUGGCUUCGCCAAACCGUCCUUUGAUUUCGCCCAUCAGACCUCCUCCUGACUUUGAACAGUUGAUGGCCUUUGCCGACCGGCAAAUCAACCUGGCCCGCGCUUACACCGCUAAGCGUCGACCUGCCCCCGUCGCUGUUCCUGCUCCCAGGACCCCGGAGCCAAGGACUCCGGAGCAAAGGAUACUAAGGACUCCGGAGCCCUGGACGCUUUCGCCUAUGACUUCCUCGCCUUCGGUGGAUGCCCCCGUUGAGGAGUCUGGCUCGCUGUUCCGUGAUCCGGUUGACCCGCCUUGUACGCCUCCGCCUCGUGAGAUGGAUACCCUCGACCGCAGCGUUGAGCGGCAACGGCUCCGGGCCCGCGAGCUCAGCGCAGAGGCCAAGGCGAAGUUUGCGCAAAUCCGGGCUCUCCUGUCGGAUUGGUCUGCUCCCCAGAGGCGGUACGCGCCCUCUCACGACUACAGCACGGACUCGCCUACGCCGCACACCAUCUCCAACUGGGACUCGACCUUGGAAGAGGAUCGGGUUUCGGAAUACUCCUGGACCAAGGGCGCCUUCCCUGUCGCCUCUCCUGAGCUCCCUGGAGCUCUCGCAGAGUGGGAUUCGCCGGCCGCCUCCCCUGUGUAUUCUGGAUCCCCUGUCGCUUCUUCCUCUGGUUCUGUUGGCUCGUCUGGUUCCGUUGGCUCGUCUGGCUCUGCUGGCUCGUCUGGUUCAUCUGGUUCUUCCGGCUCUCAUCGUUCUUCUGGUUCCACUGACUCCUCUGGAUCUGGUGGCUCCUCUGGGUACUGUGCGUCCCCCGGAUCUACCGGAUCUUUCGGUACUUCCAGCUUUUUUGGGUCCCCUGGUUCUUCUGGUUCUGCCGAGGAAUCUGGAUCGAUCUCUUCCUUGCUGGAGCUUUAUGGUCCUCGUUCGCCCGUGCCUGCGCCUGUUCCCGUGCCCGUUCCUACGCCUGAGCCUGAGUUUGACCUGGUCACGUCCACGAUCACGACCCAGCCCAAGGGCAUGAAGGCAGUCACCCUCAAGAUCACCCGCCGCGUUCCUCGGGUUAGGUCUUAG
This is a messenger RNA of Colletotrichum paranaense, 1893 nucleotides long. RefSeq lists its product as uncharacterized. The transcript has 2 exons. Lineage: Eukaryota; Fungi; Ascomycota; Sordariomycetes; Glomerellales; Glomerellaceae. The record is from RefSeq and is a predicted model, not a curated record. Bases 1 to 1893 code for a protein of 630 amino acids.